ACUGCUUCCUACAACACCACCAUGGCCCGAGCUCUGGGGUGGCUGCCGAUGUUGCUGCUAUUGCUGCUCUUCUGUUCUUGUGCCCAGAGUUCCCCACUGAACACAUCGAGCUCCACAAAUGAGCGCUGGUUUAUGCAAAAGCUUGACCAUUUUGACCAAAAGGAAAUAUUCUGGCGUCAGAGAUAUUUCAUUAAUGAUGCCUUCUACAAACCUGGCGGGCCAGUAUUUCUGAUGAUUGGAGGGAUGGGGAGUGCAAAAAGAAACUGGACAUCAAGAAAUCUUCCCUUUGUCGCAUAUGCUGAGAGACUGGGUGCCCUCUGCUUAGUUCUGGAACACAGAUUUUACGGACGCAGCCAACCAACAGGAGAUCUGAGUACUGCCAGCCUCCGCUACAUCAGGAACCAUCAAGUCUUGGGUGACAUUGCCAAUUUCCGAAUUAAAAUAGCAAAACUAAUGGGGCUCACCAAAAAUAAGUGGGUUGCUUUUGGUGAAUUUUAUGGUGGCUCCCUUGCAGUGUGGUCGAGAAUAAAAUACCCAGACCUAUUUGCUGCAGCAGUGGGCAGCAGUGCACCGGUGAAAGCAGAAAUUAAUUUUGAUGAAUACUUUGAAGAAGUUCAAGUAUCUCUGGACGCUCAUAACAGUGAAUGUUCAAGUUCAGUGUACUUGGCUUUACGUGAAGUUACAAAGAGGCUGAUACAUCAAAAACACUACAGUAAACUUAAAAGGGAUUUCAUGUUAUGUGAACCUCUUCAAAUAGACUCAAAACAGCAUGCAACCUUUGUCCUAGAGAAUUUGAUGAGUUUUUUGAUACCCAUUGUUCAAUAUAACAAGAAACGGAAAAGUGUUAUGAAUAUCCUCAGCACUGAUGAUUUUUGUAAAAAGAUGACUGAAACACCACUGAGUUCACCAUAUCACAGAUAUGCAAGGAUUAUGAGUAACCGCAUCAAGAAUGCAAACCUCUCUUGUUUAGAUGCAAAUUACAAUCAUCACCUGAGAAGAAUGUCUGAAACAUCUUUGAACAAUGGAAACAUACUACAAGUCAGGCAACGUUUGUAUCAGUGUUGCACUGAAUUUGGCUUCUUCCAGACCACGGAUUCAAAGUACCAGAGCUUCUCCGAAUUGCCUCUGAGGUAUUUUCUUAAACAAUGUUCAGAUGUGUUUGGUUCAGAGUACAGUUUCAGUGCACUGAAUCGGAGCGCUCAAGCCCUCAACAAAUACUACGGUGGCUUCAAUGUGAAAGGAAGCAAAAUCAUCUUUUCCAACGGUUCCCUUGAUCCAUGGAGUGCUCUGGGAAUCACAAAGGAUAUCAAUAAAAACUUUCGUGCUGUCCUCAUUGAAGGUGAAGCACACUGUGCUGAUAUGGACGAAAAAAUGGAUAGUGAUUCGGCCGAAUUAAUUCAAGCACGAGAAAAAAUCUUCCAGAUUCUACAAGAAUGGCUAAAGGAAUAGGUCUCUCUGAAAGCUAUAGGCAACAUAACGCAAAAUCUGGCUCUAAUUCUAUUGCUCAAAUGUAACUUCUUCUGCAAGGGUGAAAUUAGAUCAGAUGUAAAUGUAUAAUUCCUCUAUGUAAGAAUUAAGAUUGUUUUCUUUUAAUGAUAAGUCAUCUUGCUCCUCCUUU
Loxodonta africana (African savanna elephant) is the source of this 1618-nucleotide messenger RNA. RefSeq names its product putative serine protease K12H4.7. NCBI's taxonomy places the organism in Eukaryota, Metazoa, Chordata, Mammalia, Proboscidea, Elephantidae. Bases 22 to 1449 code for a protein of 475 amino acids. The transcript is spliced from 9 exons. Gene Ontology annotation, biological process: proteolysis. The record is from RefSeq and is a predicted model, not a curated record. Gene Ontology annotation, molecular function: dipeptidyl-peptidase activity; serine-type exopeptidase activity.